UUCUUAGUUUCACUCUAGCAUCAGCAGAAGCAAAAUGGAUCAAAGACCACCUUCUCCAAGUUUCCCCAACUCUCAUUUUAUUGAUAUCCAUGAAGUCUUGCCAGAAGAAGACGAAGAAGAAGAAGAAGAAGCAGAACAAGGGAGUAUUAGCAGAGAGAACCCAUUUAGCAGAACCAUUAAAAUCAAUAGAGAGUUGAAGAGAAGUGAUGGGAGUUUCAAUAGGCAAGUUUCACUGGAGACUGGAUUUUCAGUGCUUAAAAAAGAGUCCAAGGCUAAAUUUGAGAAGAGGGUUAAUCUGCCCAGGAGUGGAAGAAGUUUCGGAGGCUUCGAUUCGAGUAGCAGGCUUGGCAUGGAAGGAAGGAAAGGAGACUUCAGUAUUUUCAAGACCAAAUCAUCAACACUGAGUAAGCAGAACUCUGUGUUGCCCUCGAAGAAGGAAAGAGAUCAGAUGGAGUCUCAGAGGACCACUGAUGGCAAUGGAGGAGGACUUGAUGAAUCUGUUAAUCACAGUGUUCCUGCUGGGAGAUACUUCGCUGCGCUUAGAGGACCUGAACUUGACCAAGUCAAGGAUGAUGAGGAUAUUCUCCUCCCAAAAGAUGAGAAAUGGCCCUUUCUCCUCAGAUUUCCAAUUGGAUGCUUUGGUAUUUGUCUUGGCCUUAGCAGCCAAGCUGUGUUAUGGCAUGCCCUAGCCACCAGCCCAGCCACCAAGUUUCUCAAUAUCUCACCCGUCAUAAACGUUGCCCUCUGGCUAUUAGCUGUGCCAGUCCUGCUCUGUGUCUCCUUCACCUACAUCCUCAAAUGCAUCUUCUACUUUGAAGCAGUGAAAAGAGAGUACUUCCACCCGGUUCGGGUCAACUUCUUCUUUGCUCCUUGGGUUGUCUGCAUGUUCUUAACCCUUGGUGUACCACCUGCAAUUGCCCUAGAAAAACUUCAACCUUUCAUUUGGUGCACUUUCAUGGCACCCUAUUUUCUUCUUGAGCUAAAGAUCUAUGGACAGUGGCUUUCAGGUGGGAAGAGAAGGCUUUGUAAGGUUGCCAAUCCAUCUUCUCAUCUCUCAGUAGUUGGGAAUUUUGUCGGGGCAAUUUUGGCUGCCAAGGUUGGGUGGGAUGAGGCUGCCAAGUUUUUGUGGGCAGUUGGCUUUGCACACUAUCUUGUGCUUUUUGUGACUUUGUAUCAGAGAUUACCUACUAGUGAAGCAUUGCCUAAGGAGCUACACCCUGUGUAUUCCAUGUUCAUCGCAGCCCCGUCAGCUGCAAGCAUUGCUUGGGAAACUAUUUACGGGGAGUUUGACGGGGUGUCGCGGACCUGCUACUUCAUUGCAUUGUUUCUGUAUGUUUCACUGGUCGUAAGGAUCAAUUUCUUCACAGGGUUUAGAUUUUCAGUGGCUUGGUGGUCUUACACCUUUCCAAUGACAACUUUCUCAGUAGCCACCAUCAAGUAUGCAGAACAAGUACCGUCAGUUGGAAGCAAGGGCCUUGCAGUUACUCUUUCUCUCAUGUCAUCUGCUAUGGUGUCAGUAUUGUUCAUGUGCACGCUUCUUCAUGCCUUUGUUUGGCACACAUUGUUUCCAAACGAUCUUGCCAUUGCCAUAACAAAGAGAAGACUUGGCAAAGAGAAGAAACCCUUCAAAAGAGCCUAUGAUAUAAAGCGCUGGACAAAGCAGGCUCUAACCAAGCACAAUUUGAUAACCAAGGAUUUUGAUGGAGGGAAAGAAGAGGGCUAGAGAGAGAGAGAGAUAGAGA
Messenger RNA from Prunus persica (peach), 1742 nucleotides. RefSeq names its product guard cell S-type anion channel SLAC1. The transcript has 3 exons. Gene Ontology annotation, cellular component: membrane. The coding region runs from base 35 to 1723 and encodes 562 amino acids. NCBI's taxonomy places the organism in Eukaryota, Viridiplantae, Streptophyta, Magnoliopsida, Rosales, Rosaceae. Gene Ontology annotation, biological process: transmembrane transport; stomatal closure; intracellular monoatomic ion homeostasis. The record is from RefSeq and is a predicted model, not a curated record. Gene Ontology annotation, molecular function: voltage-gated monoatomic anion channel activity.